Gastrolobium bilobum is the source of this 2069-nucleotide messenger RNA. RefSeq names its product protein DETOXIFICATION 48-like. Gene Ontology annotation, biological process: xenobiotic detoxification by transmembrane export across the plasma membrane. The record is from RefSeq and is a predicted model, not a curated record. NCBI's taxonomy places the organism in Eukaryota, Viridiplantae, Streptophyta, Magnoliopsida, Fabales, Fabaceae. Gene Ontology annotation, cellular component: membrane. Gene Ontology annotation, molecular function: antiporter activity; xenobiotic transmembrane transporter activity. Bases 120 to 1775 code for a protein of 551 amino acids. The transcript has 2 exons.
UCACUCGGGCUAAGACAGAAGAGCAUCGUAUAUUUUCCUACCUUUGUUAUAUAUACAUACAAACUCUCUUGAACUCUUCUUUAUAUCCAUAUAUUACAGUUUCAGUUUUGUACCAAGUCAUGUGUAAUCCCAAGCCGUCUUCAGCAUCCCCAUUUCUGUGUCCCACAAAAACUUACCCCAAAGUUUUGGAUCCUACCCCUGAUGAUCAAGUUCAAGAUGAACUACAGAGAUGGCCUACUCCUAAUGAGGCCUUGGAAGAAAUGAAAGCCAUAUGGAAGAUAUCAGGUCCAACAGCCAUCACUGGUAUACUCAUAUAUUCAAGAGCUAUGAUCUCUAUGAUUUUCCUUGGCUAUCUCGGCGAGAUGGAACUAGCAGGAGGCUCUCUCUCUAUUGGUUUUGCCAACAUCACUGGCUACUCUGUGAUCUCUGGAUUAGCCAUGGGGAUGGAACCCAUUUGUGGACAAGCUUAUGGAGCAAAACAAUGGAAGCUUCUUGGCUUGACACUUCAAAGAACUGUACUCUUACUCCUCUCUACAUCAAUCCCCAUCUCAUUUAUGUGGCUUAACAUGAAGAGAAUCCUCUUAUGGUGUGGUCAAGACCAAGAAAUAUCAUCAAAGGCUCAAACUUUCAUCCUCUUCUCCAUACCAGACCUUUUCUUUCUUUCACUUCUCCACCCUCUGAGAAUCUACCUCAGGACUCAAAGCAUCACAUUGCCAUUAACAUAUUGCUCAGCUAUCUCUGUUCUGCUCCACGUCCCUUUGAAUUUCCUUCUAGUGGUUCAUCUAAAGAUGGGUAUUGAAGGGGUGGCCAUAGCAAUGGUAUUGACUAACCUCAACCUCAUUCUCUUCCUCUCCUCCUUUGUCUACUUCUCGGGUGCAUACAAGGACUCAUGGGUUUCACCAAGCAUAGACUGCAUCAAAGGGUGGUCUUCAUUGCUUGCACUUGCGGUUCCAACUUGUGUUUCAGUUUGCCUUGAGUGGUGGUGGUACGAGUUCAUGAUAAUGCUUUGUGGACUUUUGGUCAAUCCGAAAGCGACCAUUGCUUCAAUGGGAAUCCUUAUCCAAACAACAUCUUUAGUCUAUGUGUUCCCAUCAUCAUUGAGCCUUGGUGUUUCCACAAGAGUGGGGAACGAGUUAGGUGCAAACCGUCCUGGAAAAGCACGCAUUUCCAUGAUAGUGUCACUGUUCUGUGCUGUCGUUUUAGGCCUUGCAGCUAUGCUAUUUACCACCUUGAUGAGGCACCAAUGGGGUAGGUUCUUCACCAAUGACCAUGAGAUUCUAGAGCUUACAGCCAUAGUGUUGCCAAUUGCUGGGCUUUGUGAGCUUGGGAACUGCCCACAAACCACUGGUUGUGGAGUUCUAAGAGGUAGUGCAAGACCAACCAUUGGAGCAAACAUCAAUUUGGGCUCAUUUUACUUGGUGGGUAUGCCAGUGGCUAUCCUUCUGGGGUUUGUGGCCAAAAUGGGAUUUGCAGGGCUGUGGCUUGGGUUGCUUGCAGCCCAAGCAGCAUGUGCUGUGCUCAUGUUGCUUGUUCUCUGCAGAACAGACUGGAAUGUGCAAGUAGAAAGAGCCAAAGAGCUCACAAAAACCUCAACUAUAACCACCACUUCUUCUUCUUCUACUGAUGCUAAAUUACCUACAUUCACAAAAGCAGAGGCUAACAAGAACAAGAAUGCUCAUGCUUGUCUUGAAGAGAUAGUUAUCACUGAUGAUGAUGAGGUUACCAAGACAUGUUCACUUGAAAAAGAUCCACUGAUCAUACGCACUGCCAAAUAAAAUGUAGAUUAGUUAACCAUAGUUUUUCUUCCCCUCAUUUUUUUUCUUUACCUUCAUUUAUUGGAUGGUACUAAAAAAUCACUCCCCGUUAUACUCGACUAGCGAGUGUGGGGUGGAGGAAAUCCUUGUACGCAGCCUUACCCUUACAUAAUUGCAAAGAAACUAUUUUCUGGAUUCGAAUCCAUGACCUUUCAGUCAUGAAGGAAUAGUUUUACUACUGCUCCGGUUCACCCCUUAUUUAUUGGAUGGUACUGUAGAAUAAAAAAAAUCAACCCCCCCUUGGCCCUCCCUUUU